AUGUCUUUUGCCAUCCCGAACAAGAUGCUGGUCGCCCUGGCUGCCUGCAUGUUUGCCUUGCCUGCGUUGGCAGCUCCUGGAUCGACCACUCCGGUCAAGAGGGAAACCAGGUCGCACCCCGGAACGGUGCCGUAUGGCCAGGUCAUUGAGAACUGUAAGGAGCCUAACAUGAUCGCCCUCACAUUCGACGACGGACCCGGCCCCUACACCGGGACGAUCCUGGACAUACUCACCACCAAAGAGGUCAAGGCCACCUUCUUCCUCAACGCCAUGAACACGGGUGACAUGCUGGACGAGUCUUCUGGCAGGCCGGACAAUGUCAGACGCAUGUACGCCGCAGGCCACCACGUCGCCAGCCACUCGUACAGUCACAAGGACUUGGACAGCGUCCUGCCAGAUGUACGCCGAGACGAGAUCGUCAAGAACGAGGCUGCAUUUGCCCAGGUCAUCGGCGUCCUGCCCACCUACUUCCGCCCGCCUUACGGUAACUGCAACGACGCCUGCCUCGGUCUUCUCAACGAGCUUGGCUACCACGUGAUUACCUGGAGCCUUGACACGCUAGACUGGGAGAAGAACAUUCCGGCUUCCAAGAAGGUUUUCGCCGACCAGGUCCAGAGCCACCAGCAGGCGUCAUACAUCGCCCUGUCGCAUGACAUCCACGAGGGUACCGUCAAGGAGCUGGUCGGGUAUAUGAUUGACGUGGCCAAGGAGAAUGGGUACAGAUUGGUCACGGUUGGAGAAUGCCUCGGUGACCCUCGGGAGAACUGGUACCGCCCUGCAUCGUAUGUCUGA
Molecule: messenger RNA, 792 nt
Organism: Geosmithia morbida
Lineage: Eukaryota; Fungi; Ascomycota; Sordariomycetes; Hypocreales; Bionectriaceae
Product: Peptidoglycan/xylan/chitin deacetylase, PgdA/CDA1 family
Exons: 2
Coding region: 1-792 (263 amino acids)
Biological process (GO): carbohydrate metabolic process
Molecular function (GO): hydrolase activity, acting on carbon-nitrogen (but not peptide) bonds
Source: RefSeq, a predicted model, not a curated record